UUAAAAAUAUAAAUAAGUCCAGCUGCGUAUAUGAAAUUAUAAAAAUACUUUAAAGAUGAUGUAUAGUAUUACUAUAAUAAAAAGGAUUUGAUUAAAUUGAAAAAAAAAAAAAAGCAUUAAAACUCCUUGAAUUUGUUUUGCGAUCAAGCAUAAAAAGAAAAAAAAAAAAAAAAAUUCUUUUGGCGCCGUUUCCACUUCCAUAUUUAAAACUCCUUCCUCUAUCACACGAAGAUUAAACAAAUAGCUUUCCAUCCAUGAAACCUGAAAAUCUUGUAUUCCAACCCAUCCCCACCCAAAAAUGCACCUUGGGUUGCCCCAUCCUAGACCGCUGUCUUAACGGCGGCAUUCCUUGCAAUUCAAUAACCGAAAUAGUUGCCGAGAGUGGCACUGGAAAGACCCAAUUAUGCCUCCAACUCUCCCUCUACGCCCAACUCCCACUCUCUUUAGGCGGCCUCUCUGCCUCCUCUCUUUACCUCCACACUGAAUUCCCUUUCCCAUUUCGCCGUUUACACCAACUCUCUCAUUCCUUUCAAUCUCAACACCCACAAAUCUUUAUCAAUAAUAAUAAUAAUGAUACCAUUAACAAUUAUGACAAUCCUUGUGACAAUAUAUUUGUACAUAGUGUACGUUCUGCUGAUUACUUGUUUGAUAUAAUGCCAAAGAUAGAAUCUUUUUUAGUAUAUUCGAAAACCCAUUUGCCUGUUAGGCUAAUUGUGAUUGAUUCGGUUGCAGCUCUUUUUCGGUCUGAGUUUGAGAAUACAGCAACUGAUUUAAAGAGGAGAUCGGCGAUGUUUUUCAAGAUUUCUGCCAAGUUAAGGGCUUUGGCAUGGAGGUUUAAUUUGGCUGUGGUGGUGAGUAAUCAGGUGGUGGAUUUUGUUGGGUCUGGUGAUGGACUAAAUGGUGCGAGGAUUGGGGAUUUGGGUAGUUUGUAUUCAUCUGGGAGGAGAGUUUGUCCGGCAUUAGGGUUAGCUUGGGCGAAUUGUGUGAAUUCCAGGCUUUUCUUGUCGAGGGAUGAGAAUGGCAUGGUAGAUGGAGCUGAAAGUGGUUCCUUUUGUUCGCAAACAAGGAGGAGGCUUCAUGUUGUUUUUGCGCCUCAUUUGCCUUAUUCAUCAUGUGAAUUUGUUAUCAGGAGAGAAGGGGUUUUUGGAAUUGAUAGUUAAUGUCGUGCUUUUCUACAAUAUGGCAUCACAUGAAGGAUUUCUAUCCGAGUUCCUACAAGAAACACCAUUACAUUACCUGGCACUGGAUCCACUUUGGUAAUUUCUGCCUGUUUCAGAAUUUGGAAACUGUUUCCUCAUCUUGCGCAGAAUGAUAAAAGUCGCAUGUAUUAUUCAUGUUGCUGAGGCUUUGUUUGAAUAGAUCACAAGUUGUGCUAGUGCUGUUAGGAUCUAUCAACUUUGCUGGUAGCGAGUUGUGACAGUCUUCCAUCUCAAUUGGUACUAUUUAUCUUGUGAAUUGACAGCUAAUACAUUUUGAAUUCUCGGUAAUCGCAAAAGCUAUCAUCUACAGACUGGUUACAGAGAAAUCCUGUUGUAGGGUUCUUGCUUGCUUCUGGAUGAGCAGCCUGCAGUUCAUGAUGUUCCUGGUGCUGCUACCCCUUUAUUCUGCAGUAAAUUGCAUUUCAACUGCUGGAUUUUAUACUAAUUUCAUAUAAAUGGUGCACAGGGUUUUAUUAACCAACAACUCCAAUUUGGGUAGCUUUAGUCUUCUUAUUGGAAUCUCAGAUAUGUAAAAAUCUUCUUUUUGCUGCAGAUAUGCAGGGUUUCCUGUCAUGUACUCUGUAUAAUAUUAAUCUUUUUAAUACUAUUUUAUCUGUCCCCAUAAGAGGGAAAAGAAGAAAAAGAGAGGAAUUACACAUAAACAAAUGCAUUUAUGAAGAUUUCAGCUGAUUUCAUUUUUACUUUCA
Molecule: messenger RNA, 1906 nt
Organism: Ricinus communis (castor bean)
Lineage: Eukaryota; Viridiplantae; Streptophyta; Magnoliopsida; Malpighiales; Euphorbiaceae
Product: DNA repair protein XRCC3 homolog
Exons: 2
Coding region: 255-1160 (301 amino acids)
Biological process (GO): resolution of mitotic recombination intermediates; double-strand break repair via synthesis-dependent strand annealing; telomere maintenance via recombination
Cellular component (GO): replication fork; Rad51C-XRCC3 complex
Molecular function (GO): ATP binding; four-way junction DNA binding; ATP-dependent DNA damage sensor activity
Source: RefSeq, a predicted model, not a curated record